CAUCCUCGCCUCAAACUUUUUGUCAUGCACGGAGGCUUCUACGGCAUGAUCGAAGCCGCUAUUCGUGGUACUCCCUUGCUGGUGAUCCCGUUCUUUGCUGAUCAGUUCCGCAAUGGACGUGCUGCUGAAACUAGAGGUAUUGGUCGAAGCUUGCAGAAGUACGAUCUGAACUAUGCGAAACUGAGCGAAGCUUUGGAUGAUCUGCUGAACAAUAGCAAGUAUUUGAAAGCAUCUAAACGCCUCUCUGCAAUGAUCAAAAAUAAACCGAACAAACCGCGCGAGCAAUUGAUCAAAUGGACCAAUUUUGUGGUACAAUUUGGAUCUCUACCUGAACUCAGUGUCGAAGGUGCUAAACUCAAUUUCAUCAAAUACUUUUGCAUCGACGUUAUUGCUGCACUAAUUUGUUUGAUUGUUAUAAUAUUAGUGGUGAUCAUUCGAAUUCUGAAAUUCAUUUGGAUGCUUUUCCCAAUGAACAACACUCGAAUGGUUCACAAGAAAAAAUUGUAA
Anisakis simplex (herring worm) is the source of this 507-nucleotide messenger RNA. The record is from the annotation of a GenBank genome assembly. Lineage: Eukaryota; Metazoa; Nematoda; Chromadorea; Rhabditida; Anisakidae.